AUGUCUCAUAAAUUACAGCCGCAGGAUCGACUGCCAACACGAGAAGAGUUGCAUCGAUUGAUUCGUGACAUCAAUCGCUCUACAAGAGCCUUGGAGCUUCUGGAUGACACACAGAACACAGCCUCGCACACGCUCGAUAGCCAGACUCGUCCGGAAGCGUCUAUCAAGGCCUCGCAACUGCUGCCUGCCGACCGAUACGAGUUGCAAACAGCCUGCGAGUCGUUAGUACAUGCAGCGAAGGGCUCCAAAGACUAUUUAUGCACGUUCGCACAGUCGCACCGGCCAGUUUCAGCCUUGCAGUAUGCUGUCCACUUCCAUCUUGCGAAGCAUGUGCCACAAGAAGGCGUCGUCAGCUUCAAAAAAUUGGCCACGAAGGCCGACAUUCCCGAACCGCAAUGUCAAAGAGCUAUCCGAAUGCUGGUGGCUUGUGAAAUCUUCGAAGAGCCAGCAGUGGGCUAUGUAACGCAUAACAGAUACUCCAGGUUGCUGGCUGAUGACAAAGGAGAAGCAGCGUUGGGAAUCUUGACAGACGAAUGCUUCCGAGCAGCAUCUUGCCUUGCUCCUGCGGCUACUCAUUGGAACCAUAGCCAAGAGCGGACCAAGGCCCCAUUCAAUCUGGCGUUCAAUACAGAGAUGUCUAUGUUCGAUUUCCAAUCAUCGCAAGAACCUUGGCGUGCAGAACGAUUCCGUAAGACGAUGGCAUUCUUUGGAGGGAGUGGAAAGUCAAGUCUGGAGCACCUCAUCCACGGAUUCGAUUGGACGUCGCUCACUGCUGGAACAACUGUCGUGGACAUCGGAGGUAGCGGGGGCCAUUGCAUGAGAGCAGUGGCAGCGGUCAACACUGGAAUUCAUUCCAUCGUACAAGACAUCGAAGCAGGACUGGGAGACUAUCAAAGCACAGAGACUUUUGAAAGAAGAAUCAAAUUUACAGUACAUGACUUCUUCUCCCCGCAAACCCAUCCGGCAGAUGUGUAUCUGCUGAGAUGGAUCUUACACGACUAUUCCGACCAAGAAGCCGUCAUCAUUUUGAAAUGCCUGCUGCCCGCAUUCAUGCCAGGGGCAAGAAUACUGGUGAUGGACAGUAUCUUGCCGAGUCCCGGAGAAGUAACAAAAGCUGAAGAAAAGGAUGCUAGGCUGUCUGAUAUCGGAAUGUGGGCGCUGCUGAAUGGCCGCGAGCGUGAUAUAUACGCCUGGACAAUUCUCUUUCAAAUGGCUGGCCCGAGGCUGAAACUUGUCAAUACCAUUACUCCUCAGGGAAGCGCUUUGUCUGUUAUGGAGUUCCAGCUAGUCCAAUAG
This is a messenger RNA of Zasmidium cellare ATCC 36951, 1296 nucleotides long. RefSeq lists its product as uncharacterized. The coding region runs from base 1 to 1296 and encodes 431 amino acids. Lineage: Eukaryota; Fungi; Ascomycota; Dothideomycetes; Mycosphaerellales; Mycosphaerellaceae. Gene Ontology annotation, molecular function: O-methyltransferase activity. The record is from RefSeq and is a predicted model, not a curated record. The transcript has 2 exons.